AUGCCUAAUACAAGUCACAUCUCUACUUUUAUUCUCCUGGGAUUUUCUGACAAAUUUCAGCAAAAUAUAUUAUACUGUAUUUUGUUUUUCAUGAUCUACAUAAUAUCCUUAAUAGCAAAUGUUCUCAUCAUAUCAGUAGUGUCCCUCCACCAUCCACUCCAUACACCCAUGUACUUUUUCUUAGUCAAUUUAUCAGUUACAGACCUUGGUUCUAUUUCUGUGACUAUUCCCAAAGCCAUGAUAAAUGCUGCAUUGAAUAACAGAGAGAUUUCUUACUCUGGGUGCAUCGCACAAGUAUUUUUUUUAUUGUUCUUUGGGAUGUCAGAUUUUUUUCUUCUCACAGGCAUGGCAUAUGAUAGGUACAUUGCUAUCUGUGACCCAUUGCACUAUGAAAUCAUAAUGGAUAGGAAAACAUGUAUUCAGCUGGCAGUCAUUGCAUGGAUAGGUGGUCUUCUUUAUUCAAUAUUGCACACUUGUGGCACCUUUGCCAUCAACUUUUGUUCUAGUGUUCUCAAUGAUUUCUUCUGUGAUGUCUCACAACUUCUGAAAAUAUCCUGUGACAAUUCAUAUUUCAUUGAAGUUGCAUUUAUUAUAUUCAGUAUAGCUGGUAUUGCCGUUCCUUGCUUUAGUUUCAUAAUUGUUUCCUAUGUUCGGAUUUUCAGGUCUGUUUUUAAAAUUUCUACUUUGCAAAGAAAAAAUAAGGCAUUUUCGACUUGCAUUCCACAUCUUAUUGUUGUCUCCUUCUUUGUCAUCAUGGCAAGUGUUAAUUUACUAAAACCUCCUUCUGUCUCCCCUUCAAAUAUAGAAAUGGUAAUCACAAUAUUGUACUCUGUGGUUCCUUCUUUGAUGAAUCCUAUUGUUUAUACUAUAAGGAACAGGGAGAUCCAAGUUGCAUUGUGUGAUAUGUUCAAAUCUAUUAUUACAUCUAGGAAUCAAUUAUAG
Molecule: messenger RNA, 942 nt
Organism: Thamnophis elegans (Western terrestrial garter snake)
Lineage: Eukaryota; Metazoa; Chordata; Lepidosauria; Squamata; Natricidae
Product: olfactory receptor 14A16-like
Exons: 1
Coding region: 1-942 (313 amino acids)
Biological process (GO): G protein-coupled receptor signaling pathway
Cellular component (GO): membrane
Molecular function (GO): olfactory receptor activity; G protein-coupled receptor activity
Source: RefSeq, a predicted model, not a curated record